GACAGACGUUUGACCUGACCCAGGCAAGGGUUGAUGCAGAGUAUUUAAUUCCGCCCGCCUGUGAAUGAAGACGCUUUGGAAAAUUCUCCAGUGAGAGACGCUUAGAGGUAGAGGCGGGGAAGGGGGCGGGGAAUUUGACGCCAGAUAACGGGAAGUGUGAACUGAUUGGCCAGGUUUCUUAUUCCAUCGCCCAGCCGUUUACGGAUCGCGGAAGCCAUCCAUCAAAAGAAUUACACCAAUCAGCGACGAAAAUACCCCCUUCUCGCGAGAAAGCUCCGCCCUCCAAUAUAUUUCUCUGCAGAGCCGACGCGGCCCCUUCGGCUCCGAGCUGACCCUGAUCUGGGCCGAGUUGUCUCGGCGGCGUUGCCGAGACCUCCACCCUGGACAGUCCCCCUCCCCGGGCCUCUCUCCUCUUUCCUGCGAGUCCCCUCUCCUCGUAGGUCACUCGGAUCUGAUAUCGUGGGGUGAGGUGAGCAGGCCCGGGGAGGGUGGUUACCGCUGAGGAGCUGCAGUCGCUGUCGAGAUGAUUGAGGUACUCACAACAACUGACUCUCAGAAACUGCUACAGCAGCUGAAUGCCCUUUUGGAACAGGAGUCUAGAUGUCAGCCAAAGGUCUGUGGCUUGAGACUAAUUGAGUCUGCACACGAUAAUGGCCUCAGAAUGACUGCAAGACUAAGGGACUUUGAAGUAAAAGAUCUUCUUAGUCUAACUCAGUUCUUUGGCUUCGACACAGAGACAUUUUCUCUAGCUGUGAAUUUACUGGACAGAUUCCUGUCUAAAAUGAAGGUACAGCCCAAACACCUUGGAUGUGUUGGACUGAGCUGCUUCUAUUUGGCUGUAAAAUCAAUAGAAGAGGAAAGGAAUGUCCCAUUGGCAACUGACUUAAUCCGAAUAAGUCAAUACAGGUUUACGGUUUCAGACUUGAUGCGAAUGGAAAAGAUUGUAUUGGAGAAGGUGUGCUGGAAAGUCAAAGCUACUACUGCCUUUCAAUUUCUGCAACUGUAUUAUUCACUCCUUCAAGAGAACUUGCCAUUUGAGAGGAGAAAUAGCAUUAAUUUUGAAAGAUUAGAAGCUCAACUUAAGGCAUGUCAUUGCAGGAUCAUUUUUUCUAAAGCAAAGCCUUCUGUGUUGGCAUUGUCUAUCAUUGCAUUAGAGAUCCAAGCACAGAAGUGUGUAGAGUUAACAGAAGGAGUAGAAUGUCUUCAGAAACAUUCCAAGAUAAAUGGCAGAGAUUUGACCUUCUGGCAAGAGCUUGUAUCCAAGUGUUUAACUGAAUAUUCAUCAAACAAGUGUUCCAAACCAAAUGUUCAGAAGUUGAAAUGGAUUGUUUCUGGGCGUACUGCCCUGAAAUGGUUCCUUAAUUGGAUUAUGACAGCACCAAAAACCUACUCUGAAGCCUUUCUCCGCAACCUUGUUCUAUGGAUUCCAUAAUGUUACAAUGGAUUUAAGCUACGAAGCCUCAAAACACGAGAUAAGCAUGAUGGUCUCAGACUUUAGAAAACUGCCUAAUUAAUGUUAUGCUGUAGUGGAAUUAUGUUUAGAUUUGAAUUCAUCUGUGAAGCAUUCAAAUCAAAGCUAAAAGCCUAAAUGUGAAAUAGCCUGAGAAGGUAAACUGUGAAUCUUCAUUUCUAUCAUUGAUCUAAUUUUAGAUAUUAGAUCAUUAUCUUUAGGUGAUAUUGAAAAUGGUAUUUGAGGAGCCACACUAAUACCAUCAACUAUGUCUUCCCACAGCUUUAAUCACUUUCAUUAUUCUAAUCCUACUCCUACUUAAUUUAAAUAUUAAAUUUUAAGUUAUGAAGUUUACGUCAAAAGCAACAUUUCACAAAUGCACCUUUAAGGCAUAAUAAGGGUUAACAUUCUAGGCAGUAUAAACACACCCCAUAAUGCAAGUAAUAGAUAAUCCAGAAAUGUGGACUUGAUUGCUAUAUGGGAAUUACAUUUAAAUUUGAGGGCAUUUUAUAUAAAGAAAAAUACAGACCUAGAAAGUUGGUCAUAUUCAUUAAGGUAUCUUUAAUAUUUUUUUCUAGAAAACAGGUGACAUUUGUAUCUACGAUAAAAUUUUUAUACAGAACCUACUGCCUCAAACUGAAUCCCAUCAAGAAAAGUAGUUUCUAUUGUAUUAGUAACUCAGAAUAAAUUAUCACUUCGAAAAUUUGCUUUCCCACACCAAGGUAAGUUCAGGCUAGAUUCAACAUUCCAGAAGUUUUUUUUUACUAAAGACUGUUUUUAAAUUAGAAAUGAUGGCAGUUUUAUAAAAAGAGAAUAUACUUCCACUGAUGCCCUUACUGUGCUGAAACAAAGUCUUAAGAAAAGCAAGUAGACACCUUCAUAACUAUGAAUGAGGCUGCUGAGGUAGUGUGUAGGAUUCUCCAUGUCAGUGAAUGUAAGAAGUACAGUGUUAAAGUGUUGUAAACAGUUACUCAGUGCAAUGUAUAGCCUAGGUCCAUCCAGAAUGGCUGUAACCAAUUUGACAUCAUGUUAUGAUCAAUACACAAUGAAAAACCAAAGAACCACAGUAUAUCUUAACUUUUAUAAACCAUGUUUUAUGGGUAACUUUUUAGUUUUCCCAAAAGGCUGAUAAAUUUCAAUAUUUUGAAUAUGUCCUUGUUAAUUUUGAGUUGGCAGAAGUAAACUAACCAACUACCAUUAUGUUUUAGUACUAAGGGAUAUACCUUUCAAUAAAGUUACUGAAAUGCAA
Molecule: messenger RNA, 2699 nt
Organism: Callithrix jacchus (white-tufted-ear marmoset)
Lineage: Eukaryota; Metazoa; Chordata; Mammalia; Primates; Cebidae
Gene: CCNG1
Product: cyclin G1
Source: RefSeq, a predicted model, not a curated record